Messenger RNA from Lymnaea stagnalis (great pond snail), 3746 nucleotides. The record is from the annotation of a GenBank genome assembly. Lineage: Eukaryota; Metazoa; Mollusca; Gastropoda; Lymnaeidae.
UGUAAUAAUAAUUCUGGAUGACAUAAGUGCGUGACUAUUGAAACAGUUUUAAGAUGACGACGUUUAAUCUUCCUUCCAUUAUUUUAUGCUUGUUUAUGAUUCUCAAUUAUUGUCAUGGUAAGUGUGUAACGGCGAUCUGUGAAUAGCGAACUAACCAUGCUGAAGAAGUCAUUCAUUUUGAUUGUUUUUGUUUUGUGCCCCCACUUGUUAAGUUGCAGCUCAAUCAACUUCACUGGCCAGACACUGUCAAUCUUUGAAUACUGUUAAACUCUAACAAAUGGAGUGAAUAUUUAUUAUUAGCAUUAUUAGAUAGGUUUAGAGCAGGGGUCUCAAACUCAAAUUAUCCGGGGGCCACAGAAGGUCGAGUCUGACUGAGACAUUGCUGCAUCAAGUAGUCCACAAAAAUAGCGAUUGCAAAUUCAUUAAGUAAAACUGUUAAAAUCUGCUGAACCUUUAUUAAUAACAAAUAAAAACAUUAAGUGUUCUCAAGAAUAAGGCUUCACUUACUUCCUCUUACUCAUUGUUGCCACAGACCUGAUAUUCUUACACAGCUGAGCAACAUUAGGCUUAAAUGAUGAAGCCACUGAGAUCCUCAGUAUAGCUUGAAGAUGCUCAUUAAUAAGUUGGGCCCUGAAAUUUUACUGGCUAAAGUUCAAAGUAGAAAAGAGCUUUUCACACAGAUAGGUACAUCCAAAAAGGCACAUGAUCCGCUUGAACAACCUGGAAAUCUCAGGGAAGUUAGAGGGCAAUGCUCUCACACAUUGUCCAUGCUUGUAUUUUUUUCCAUUUAUCUCCCGGAACUCAGCCUCAAGUUCAAAAUUGCACUGAAUAUCAAUCAACUUCAUUUGAAGCGCAAAAAGGGGGGGGGGGAGUGUUUGGGGGGAUCUACCACAUUGAAGGAGAAGGGUCAACAAAACUAUGAAAAGUGGGUCUGUGUGUUUUGAAGUCUGCAAAAAUGCGAUCCGAUUCUUCCUGUAGCUUUGCUAUGNCUUGUAUUUUUUUCCAUUUAUCUCCCGGAACUCAGCCUCAAGUUCAAAAUUGCACUGAAUAUCAAUCAACUUCAUUUGAAGCGCAAAAAGGGGGGGGGGGAGUGUUUGGGGGGAUCUACCACAUUGAAGGAGAAGGGUCAACAAAACUAUGAAAAGUGGUUCUGUGUGUUUUGAAGUCUGCAAACAUGUGAUCCGAUUCUUCCUGUAGCUUUGCUAUGGCAUCAGUAUACUUACUACUGAAUUGUGUGCCCGAGUCCAUGAGUACUUGCAUUUUGGGAAAUGGCCGAUGUUCUCUAAGAACUAGAACCUAAUUUUUGUGCAAAAUGCCCUGACAUUGUAAUAGGCAACUCAGACACGCUGCCCCUGGUCUUGUAGAUUCUUUUUGAGCACAUUCAGCUCAUGUAAAAUGUCGACAAGAAAAGCAAAGUACUUGAGCCAUUUGGGAUCACUUAGCACAGGAAGGCUUUGAAGGUUAAAACGUGUUCACAAAUAAGGCAGGAUCAGUCAAUAUCUAUGAAAUAAUGAUGCGAAGGAAAAUGAUAUGGAAGGGAGAAUGAAUUUCGAUUUUUUUUUAAAUCUUUGAAAAGACCUUUUUGACUAACCCUAUUUUAAAAUUGACCAAGCUGACAGGCUCGGAAUUUCCCUCACUAGUCACUCGCAUAUACUACAGGCAAUUUUAAUAGAGACUCUUUGAUUCUGUGUUAGAUUGUUACGAUUUACACAAUUAUGGUUGUGCAUUACCCACAAACUGACUUUUUUUGCUUUUCUCAAAACCGCACUUUGGCCAUGUUUUUCUCAUAACAUGCUAUAAAAUAAAAACUUUUAGUCCAAUUUAUAAACGGUUUUACCAUUAUAAUCAAAGUCUAAACAUAUACAAACAUAAUGAAAAAUCAGAAUUAGACUAGUCGUUGACAUUUGACUGAAACCGUCGAGGAUGGUCACAUUAUAGAUAUUACAAUGGGGGCUCGGGCCGCAUUAACACUAAACUUUGUUGUCAAGUACCGGGCCGCAGAAUAUCGUCUUGCGAACCGCAAAAGGCCUCGAUCAUGAGACCCCUGGUUUCGAGGUGGAGAUUUUUUGUCUUUUAGCGUAAAUGUAGAGUUAGGGAAAAAAACAAAAUUAAUGAAUUUAUAUAAACUUAUUACAAAAGUCUUAACAUAAGAGUUAUUUUAAUUUGAUCAACAAUCUAUUUACAUUGCAAUUUAAGACGAUACCUAAAUAGGCACCAAGAAAAGGUACCAAUGUUUAUGAAAAUGUAACAUAUACAUUUAAUUGAUGAAUGUUGAUUUUGAAUUUCAUGAUUAUGUUUGUCAAACUGUAUGUACAGCGUGGUGAGUACAGCCCUAGGCUUGUUUGUCAAACUGUAUGUACAGCGUGGUGAGCACAGCCCUAGGCUUGUUUGUCAAACUGUAUGUACAGCGUGGUGAGCACAGCCCUAGGCUUGUUUGUCAAACUGUAUGUACAGCGUGGUGAGCACAGCCCUAGGCUUGUUUGUCAAACUGUAUGUACAGCGUGGUGAGCACAGCCCUAGGCUUGUUUGUCAAACUGUAUGUACAGCGUGGUGAGCACAGCCCUAGGCUUGUUUGUCAAACUGUAUGUACAGCGUGGUGAGCACAGCCCUAGGCUUGUUUGUCAAACUGUAUGUACAGCGUGGUGAGCACAGCCCUAGGCUUGUUUGUCAAACUGUAUGUACAGCGUGGUGAGCACAGCCCUAGGCUUGUUUGUCAAACUGUAUGUACAGCGUGGUGAGCACAGCCCUAGGCUUGUUUGUCAAACUGUAUGUACAGCGUGGUGAGCACAGCCCUAGGCUUGUUUGUCAAACUGUAUGUACAGCGUGGUGAGCACAGCCCUAGGCUUGUUUGUCAAACUGUAUGUACAGCGUGGUGAGCACAGCCCUAGGCUUGUUUGUCAAACUGUAUGUACAGCGUGGUGAGCACAGCCCUAGGCUUGUUUGUCAAACUGUAUGUACAGCGUGGUGAGCACAGCCCUAGGCUUGUUUGUCAAACUGUAUGUACAGCGUGGUGAGCACAGCCCUAGGCUUGUUUGUCAAACUGUAUGUACAGCGUGGUGAGUACAGCCCUAGGCUUGUUUGUCAAACUGUAUGUACAGCGUGGUGAGUACAGCCCUAGGCUUGGGUACCGCACUGUAUAAAACCAUCACUAAUAAUAAUUGUAAAUAUCUCUAUUUGAAAUUAUAUUUCUAUAGUUCAUAUAAUAUAUAUAUAUAAAACAUGUUAACGCAGAGAUGGAAAAUAUAUUCCUUUCUUUGAAUUUGUAUACAGAAUUCUGCUGGAUCUAUUUCAUUAUUAAAUAUAUAGUGCUUUUAAAUAAAUUAUGAUACUAAUAAAAGCAUAGUUUCCUUUUAUUUAAUGUAGCCUCGCAUAGGUUAUGUUUAAGUCUUACUUCAUGUUUAAGAGUAAAGAAAGGCUGCCAAUGAUUUAAAUAGAAUACAAUUUUUUCCCAAAAAUCUCCCAUUUCCAGGCAUCAAUCUUACAUUCAGCCACCAACAAGCGACGCCGGCCAACAACAACGUCUGUGGUCUUCUACGCUGUCAACAAAGUGUUAACAAACACAUCGCAUCCGUCUUGGCAGUGGAGAUCGUCGACGUAGCCAGGAAUGGUACCAAAUUAUUUUCCGUAUCUGUACUCAAGAAUUGUCAACCGCAAACAGACGAAAACGUUAUUUUGAAACAAUCGCACUUCUCUACAGACGGCGCCACGGUUGAAUUGUUCUUUAAGAGUCGAAAUGUUUGCGACGA